This is a messenger RNA of Macrosteles quadrilineatus (aster leafhopper), 4532 nucleotides long. RefSeq names its product zinc finger protein 709-like. The record is from RefSeq and is a predicted model, not a curated record. Bases 4 to 2811 code for a protein of 935 amino acids. Gene Ontology annotation, cellular component: nucleus. NCBI's taxonomy places the organism in Eukaryota, Metazoa, Arthropoda, Insecta, Hemiptera, Cicadellidae. Gene Ontology annotation, molecular function: zinc ion binding. The transcript is spliced from 17 exons.
ACAAUGGAAGUUGUUGAUCUCAAUCUUUCUACAAUUUGUAGACUUUGCGCUGAAAAUAAUCCAAAUGGAGUUCUUUUGUUCGACGAAAAUUCAACUGAUGGGGACCUUGGAUCUUUCAUCAACAUGUACCUCCCUUUCAAGGUGCAGAGCGAUGGAAAACUGCCUCAAACAAUUUGUCCUGGUUGCAAUAUUCAAGUACAAGCAACUGUGCAGUUCUUUGAUCUGGUUAUUGAAGGACAGAAGAAAAUCCGGGAAAUGUGGAAGCAACAGGUUGCUCGUAAAAAGAAGACAGAAAGGGAGACACCCUCCAGUUCUCAGUUACCUAGAGCAGCCGCUACGGAAGGCACAUCGAACAAUGUGUCCGAACACUCGUACAGCCAAGAGGAGAUGUUAACUACUGCCACAGAGGGGGCGGAGUUUGUGGAAGGAUUGUUGGAAGAUUACGAACCUCAGCUUAGUGUGGAAGUUUUUGGUGAAAACGGAGCUAUGUAUAAACCAGAAGAACCAAUCGUUUUGAAAGCUGAAGGUCUCGAGAAGCCCCGAAAAAAGAGGGGAAGACCUAAAAAAAUUGCUCAAAGUGCACCAGACGUCCUGAACGAAAACUCGGCUGAUGUUGUUGAUGAAGAACAGAGGAAAGAUGAUAAAAACAACAAGGAUGAUGAUGUGGAAGGAAGAACUCGAAGAAAAAGAAAAAUUCCCCAGAGGUACAAAGAAGCAGUUCAAGGCAAGGAGUUGGAGAGGAUAUUCAAGGAGGAAGGAGUUAUUGACGAGGAAGAAGAGAAGGAGGCAGUAACAAUAACUUUGGAAGUGCCAGAAGAACCUCCCGUAGCAGCUAGUACUGUGGAGCCAGUUAGUGAAGUGAUUGGUCACUUGGAAACUCAAGAAGGCACAGAUUUGGGAGAAGUGGUCAUAGUGAACAAAGUGAAGACGAGGAGAAGACUGAGAAAGAAGAUACGUUAUCAAUGUGAGAUUUGUGGCAGAGGCUUUCUACACCAUGGAAGAUACGUAUUCCAUAAGUCUAUACAUAAAGGAGUUAAGUUCCAGUGUACAACUUGCCAAAAAAGAUUCUCGACAAAGGAAAACUUUGAAUUACAUCAGAAGAUAUCGGGUCACACUGGCGAAGAUAUAAUAGACUUUGACGAAGAAAAUGGAGAGAAAACCACAGAAGAGUCUUCAGAAAUCAGCUGUAAACACUGUGAACAAGUGUUGCCUUCUAAACAAGGCUACGAGGAUCAUUUGGCUGAAGUCCACAGUGAAGAAGUGCAGCCUUACCAAUGUUACAUUUGCCAGAAAAGCUUUGCUUUCCGAGCAACCUUGAAGACUCAUUUACUCACUCAUGAAGAGAUCAGCAGUGAGGAGAAGAAGCCCAAAAUCAUUCAAGUCCGCAAAAGAGAAAAGUGGUCCCAGGUCGGCAGUAGGGAGAAGGGCUACCCCUGUAAUCUGUGUGGUAAGAAGUUGAACCACCCGAGCUCAGUGCUGUACCAUCGUGAAGCCGAACACAACAACGGCAGACGCUUUGUGUGCAACAAAUGUGGUAAAAGCUUCAAACACAAACAGCUGUUACAAAGACAUCAGCUGGUCCACUCGGAUAUAAGGCCAUUCACUUGCAACGUGUGCUUAGCGAGUUUCAAGACCAAAGCCAACCUGAUGAACCAUCACGCGACACACACUGGGGAGAAGAAGCAUAAAUGUGAACAUUGUGGACAACAGUUUGCUCACAAGACCAGCCUCACACUGCACUACAGGUGGCAUUCUGGUCAGAAGCCGUACCAGUGUACUGUCUGCAAGAAGAUGUUUUCACAGAAGGGCAACCUCCAGGAACAUUACAGGAUCCACACAGGGGAGAAACCUUUCGACUGCAACAUCUGUAGCAGGAAAUUCACCACAUCGUCUCAGUACAAGCUGCAUAUGAAGCGACACACGGGAGAGCGUCCGUGGAAGUGUGAGUUCUGUGGAAAGUCGUUCCUACACAAGGACGCUUGGAAGUGUCACAUUCGCAGACACAAGGGAGAGAAGCCAUUCCAGUGUAACGUAUGCAACAGAGACUUUCCUGAGCAGUGGGCACUCAAGAAACACAUGAGGCUGCACACGGGUGAAAAGCCAUACUCUUGCACAAUUUGUGGCAAGACUUUUGCCGAUUGCUCAAAUCUCACAAAACACAAAAAGGUUCAUGCUCGAGAAGUGAAGGUCGUGGAGGAGGAACAGUCGGGCAUUGAAGGUGUGGAUCUCACUGUAUGGAACAUCAUACAGUCACAUCUUCAGGAGAAUACAGUGUUGGCUGACAAGGACAGUCUCAAGCAGAGUGACGAUGUUCAGCAGAUCUUCUACGUCACCUAUCAGCAGGACAACGAGGAGAUUGUACCUGAGACUGCACCUGUCAAACUCAAGGAAACUCCCAAGUUCAUCCUGCCUAACCUGAUGGGAGGAGACGUGACCCUACAAAAUGACAACAUCACUCUGCCUACCCAGCCGCUACAAGUCACAGACGACCAGGGCAACCCCCUACAGUUCACCAUGCAGGACGGCAGCUCACUUCAGAUAACCACAACGGAUGGACAGAACCUCCAAGUAACGACUAAGGAUGGACAAAUCAUCCCUGUGCAAAUAACUACUUCGGACGGACAACCACUGAGCACCGAACUGUCGUCUGCUAAUCUUGAAUUACCUGUCAACACGAUUGUAGGACACGACAUAGCAGACGAAACAAUCUCUACAUUAGAGUUCACAUCAGAAGACGGACAGAACUUUAAAAUAAUCCCCCCUUAUAUUACUGGUAGCACAUUAGACACGGAGUAUUUAAAUAUUGCGUGAAACGGUCCUCAGUGAACGACGUAGGAUUUAGUUUUUCGUCAGCUGAAAAUAUAAAUAAUAAGUCUAUAUUUUCACUGUUUUAAGUACCAUGUUUCCUGUACAAAUAGGAUGUAAACAAGUUGUACUAUUGGAGACUAGGAAUGGAUAAUGUGUUGAAUCAGUGAUAGUGAGCCUUGAAGCAUGAUUUUGUAAAGUGUUUAGGGUCUAUAGCCGUCAUUUAAUUGAAGUAUAUUUUUAGUUUUACCAAGUAAUCUAUUUUACAGUCAAUAAUUUGGUCACAUUUUUUAUGAAAAGUUCACUUUAUGACACAAAUACGCAUAAAAACACAGGAAUUACAAACACAACUUUAAUAUUCUUUAAGUCAAGAGGUUUGAGUAGUUAAAUUAAAAUUGUUUUUUUGAAUAAUUCUGUAAUAACUUUACCCACAAAAACCAACAAAUCGUAAACUCUACAGGUCAACGGGGAGCUAAUUUAAUUUUUUUUAUGUAUGAAAUACAUAAAUAAUGAUUCAUUUUGUUUGUAAUUAUGAUUAUAAAUCAGUAAAGAGAUUCAUUCUUAAAUGUUUUCAAAUAAUGUAAUCUUAUCUCAGAUAAAAACACUUAUGUUAAAAUAAAAUUAUGCAAGGGUCAGUCAUGGAAAUUAUAAUGACAAAUUUUCUGUGGACAUCCUGUUUUAUUCUUUUUCCUCUCUAUCUGGAUUUGUUAUUGUUCAGAUCAUAUCUGGUACCCAUUAUUCUAGAAAAUCCACACUCUACUGUAAUAAUAGUAUUGUAAAAAAAAAGCUUGAUACUAAUUCAUAAUGCAAGAUAGUGGUUACCUUCAAAAUGUGAUAUCAUAGAAUUGAAUGUAAGUUUCACAUACUUAUUGCAAAUCUAGCAUUAAAAAUAACCAACUUCCUGCUAAAUGCUCUUCUAUUGUGUCCACUGUAUUUAGAAAAUAUAUUAAAUCAAACUUGUAUCUUGCUGAUCAAGUUUGGAUUGAAAUAUCUCUCUCUUGUAUCCAUAAAUAAUUGUUUUUUGUUCCUUUUAUUUAACAAAAAUGUAUUUUAAGUGGUAUCAGACCUAACUCAUGGUACAUUUACUGAGGAAUGUUUUUUUUUAUGUACAUAAUUAUAGAUACAUGAUAUGUGCGUGUUUCAAAUAAUUUGUUAUGGAGCUUUCAUUGGACAAUAGUUUUAUUGAAAUGUAGUUUUAUUUUUUAUCCUUUAAAGGAAUAGUCAUAAGUAUUUGAAUAUUGAUUGAAUUUAAAGAGAUUGUACGUACUAUUUAAGUUGAAGGGCAAGUAUUAUUUUUUAUUUACAGGUUUAGAUCUACAGAUCUACAUGUACAAUACAAACUGAAUACUUUUAUAAGACUUAAAAAUUUAAUUUUUAUUUUGAUAGAGCAGGGAGUCCUCAACAGAAUAUCUCAGAAAUUAAUUUGGUUUGUAUCAAAUUUUCCUCGGGCCACAAGCAGUGGCGGCUCAUGAUCGCUUUUGGUGGGAGGGGGGGUCAGUGAAAAGGGUGAUCCAGUGGGAUCGUAGUCCUAGCAAAUAUUAUUUGCCAAGUAAUAUAAAGGAUUUGAAAUAUAAUUUGUUUUUAUACAAUAUAUUAUGCAUAAUGUAGUUGUAAUAUGUAUAUAAAUGCCGAAUUUGAACUCGUGUUACUUUGUUACCUGUUAGCCUACUCAGACUAUAAUAUAAUUUAACCGUAAAAAAUUGUAUUGUGAUAAACGGUUCAGCAAA